This is a messenger RNA of Arachis stenosperma, 1856 nucleotides long. RefSeq lists its product as uncharacterized. NCBI's taxonomy places the organism in Eukaryota, Viridiplantae, Streptophyta, Magnoliopsida, Fabales, Fabaceae. The coding region runs from base 453 to 1385 and encodes 310 amino acids. The transcript is spliced from 2 exons. The record is from RefSeq and is a predicted model, not a curated record.
AGUUGACUGCGUAUGAUUCUAUUAAUAUCUUCUCACUUCUCACACACCAAAACAAAAACCCUCUUUAGUAUAAAAAUCACCCUCGUAAUCAAUUCAUAUAACUAAAUUCAUCAACAUAAUCAUUCUUUUCCCCUGUCUCUCUCUCUCUCAAGAUCUUUCUUUUUGUUUUUUGUUUUUUUAGUUAAUUAAAACCCAUCCCCUUUUUCUUCGCUCUCGAUUCAAUUCCCUCAAAAGGGUCUCCAAUUUCACCUUCAAAACCAUAACUUUUUCUCUUUCCCCCAAAUUCUUCACGGGAUCCUUAUAAUAAUAGAAACUGAAAACUGAAUUAAAUCCCUAAAUUGAACACACCGAUACCUUCAUCAUCGUUACGGUUACCGCCACCCGGCUUCGAUUCUCACCAAAGGGUCUUCGAUUGCGCAUUCAAAAAGCGGAAUUUCCUGAUUCCGAUAUAGAUGGAUCAAAACGACGAGGCAAUUGCGAAAACGGCGAACUCGAUUCCGUUUCCGUCGCUGAACCAUUCGGCGUGGCUUGAGAUCAGGCUUUUCUACGUCCGAAUCUCGCCGUGCCUCGUCGACGCCGUCCCCGACCACCUCGUACUCCGCCACCCGCACCGCGAGAUCGGCGUAUCCCUCCAGAUCAACGGUUCUCCCGUUCCGGCGGCGACAGAGGCGGCGCCGCUCACUCUUCGCCGUGACCGCGUCGACAGGGACUCAGCCGAGGUGACAUACGUCAGCACCGAUAGCGUGCGCGCCACGGGGAGCGUGGAGUUCGAGGUUUACGAGAAAGAAGGGUUGUUGUUCCUAUGCGGGUCUUUGGAGCGUGUGGAGAGUCAAUGGGGAAGUGUGGUUCCUCCUGCGGGUUCUGGUUCGGGUUCAGGUUGGAGCAUUGAAUGCCACGUGGCGGCUGGUUCGGUUGGGUCGGGUUCUUCGGCCUUUUUCAGGCCGAAACUGGGGGUUUCGGCGCCUUCGAUCGAGGUUUAUGUUGCAGGGUGUUGCUCCGGCAUGCCGGUGAUUCUAAGCAAGACGAUUCAGAUGAGUCCAAGGAGGAGGGUGCCAAGGCAUUUCACUUUAGAUGCUAUACCUGAAGAUGAAGAGGUGAUGGAGAAGGAGCACAAGGGUGUUAAAGCAUUGGUACCAAAUGGGAAAUUGCAGAUAACAGGGCCGGAUGCCGAUGACUAUGAUCCUGAUGGUAAGAUGAUGGGCCAUGGUUUCUAUCCUCAAGAGAUGUAUCUUGGUGAGGACGGACAACUUUCGUGGUUUAAUGCCGGUGUUAGAGUUGGUGUUGGAAUCGGCCUUGGGAUGUGCGUAGGGAUUGGAAUUGGCGUUGGUCUCCUCAUGCGUUCCUAUCAAACAACAACCAGGAACUUUAGAAGGAGAUUCUUCUGACCGGUAACAACAAAUUCCAUCGUUCUAGUUCAAGAUAAGCACAAAAAAAGAAAAAUAAAAUAGCAAAAGGAGGAUACUUCGUAGCUCCGAUCGAUGAUAAUAGGACUUUCCUAUAGAUGAAAGUGUCAAAAGUAGAACCCCCAAGAAAGCAAGAAAUACUUGAAUGCACAAAAUGUUAAUUUUGUAGAUAAGUGGAGUUUGUGAAUGGUUUUGUUCUAUAGCCUUGUCUUGCUGAUAUAUGUUGAUGUAUCACUGUGAUCUGUUGAUUUUACACUAUGCUGUAAAUUCUAUCUGAUCCUCCACCAUAAUAGAUAUGAAAAAAAUAGAGAGAAAUGCAAGAAGAUUGUUGAGGGUGUGGUGUGUGUGAGUUGCUGAGUUUUGACACUGAGCAUAUGUAUCCGAGAUUUUAUUUGUUUAUUAGUCUUGUAGAUAUUAUAUAUUGUUUAAACAAUUUUAGUCUUUAGAGCUCAA